CCAGUAAUUGAGGGGUGUUCUUUCUCUUGAUUUCCUCCAUUUUUUUUGGAAUUGCAGCUUGUAAUCUUGCAACUGUUCAUUAUCUUUGCAGCUGAAUCAGACUGAUGUCUAAACUGGUGGAGCCUGAGUGAAGUCCCGUGGAAUGAACAGCUUGUUUCAUGCAUGUUCUACUGCAACAUUAACAAAGACUAUCAAUCUUGUCCUGAAAAGUUCAAUCUGUGGAUUUCCAGCUCUUUCAUGGAAGAGAAGCUUUGGUCAUGCUAGAAUUAGAUACGUUGAUUCUGCCUCGUAUUUGAAUAGAGUUUGUGUUCGCUGCUAUUCGUCUAAAAAGCAUAGUGGAGAUAGCUCUCAAUCACAGAAUUCUGAUUCUACUCCAGUAAUGAAGGAAGAGAGAGAUGGUUUCUUUGUUGUUAGGAAAGGAGAUCUGGUUGGAGUGUACAAAAACUUGAGUGAUUGCCAGACUCAAGUCGGAUCAUCGAUAUGUGAUCCUCCUGUUAGUGUGUACAAAGGCUACUCCAUGCCUAAGGACACAGAAGAAUAUCUUCUCUCCUGUGGGCUUAAAAAUUCCCUGUAUUCCAUUAGAGCCGCAGAUCUCACCGAAGAUCUCUUUGGGACUCUAGUACCAUGCCCUUUUCAGCAACCUUCUUCUUCAAAAAGUGGAACAUCUGAUCAUUUGCCAAAGAAGAGAUCACAGGAAGCAAUGUGGUCAGAAUAUGCAGAUGCUGUUGGAUCAGCAGUUAUUCCAAAUGAUUCCAUAAGAAAGCAUGUCAAGAUAGAACAUCAUAAGGGUGACCAAGUUCUAGCUCUACCAUCUGGUCAGCGUUCUUGUACUCUUGAAUUUGAUGGUGCUUCAAAAGGAAAUCCUGGACAAGCUGGUGCAGGAGCUGUUAUACGGGCUGAUGAUGGAAGUUUGACCUGCAGGCUACGUGAAGGUCUAGGAGUGGCAACCAGCAAUCAUGCUGAAUACAGGGCCUUUAUUUUGGGUCUGAAAUAUGCACUUAGUAAAGGGUUUACAAAUAUUCGUGCUCAGGGCGACUCCAAGCUUGUUUGUAUGCAGAUCCAAGGUCUGUGGAAGGUGAAAAAUCAAAACAUUGCCACGGUGUUUGAGCAGGCAAAACAACUGAAGGAUAGGUUCCUUUCUUUCCGCAUCAUUCAUGUUCUUCGGGAAUCAAACUCCGAUGCGGAUCAGCAGGCAAACUUGGCUGUCGAGCUUGCUGAGGGUCAAAUUCAGGAGGAGAUAGAGAAAUGACAGGCACAAAAGUACAUGGGCAGAACUGUAUUAAUGGUGCAGACAAGGAUUUUUACGCGCUAACCACUAGGUCCCAGUGCUUUGCAGAAUCUUGAUUUCUUGAGGGUGAUUUAAUGUCCACGUUAGGUUAAUCUUAUUGCAAUUAGGUUAUUAUGUAAAUUUUAUUGGAUUUGGGCUCAUAAAUGGCACCAACAACAAAUGUUACUACGACUAGUUAUUGACUUUGAAUUCUUAGCAAUGGGUCACUUAAUGUUCCCCAGAUACUCAAAGAAAGACUCGUGGAAAUUAUUGAUGCAAUCAUCUCUGUCA
Messenger RNA from Nicotiana tabacum (common tobacco), 1558 nucleotides. RefSeq lists its product as uncharacterized. Gene Ontology annotation, molecular function: RNA-DNA hybrid ribonuclease activity; nucleic acid binding. The record is from RefSeq and is a predicted model, not a curated record. NCBI's taxonomy places the organism in Eukaryota, Viridiplantae, Streptophyta, Magnoliopsida, Solanales, Solanaceae.